Molecule: messenger RNA, 9528 nt
Organism: Closterium sp. NIES-65
Lineage: Eukaryota; Viridiplantae; Streptophyta; Zygnematophyceae; Desmidiales; Closteriaceae
Source: the annotation of a GenBank genome assembly
AUGGCAGUUGCUGACGUCAACAGCGACCCCACCAUCCUGCCACGUCAGCGCAUCCGCCUGAUCACCGGCAACAUCAGCGCCAGCACGCCAUCCAUGCUCAGCCAGCUGGCAGCCAUGGCAACAGUGCAGCAGCGGCCAGUGGCAAUCAUAGGCCCGGGGACAUCCGACCAAGCAGCUCUCAUCAGUCCACUUGCCACUGCCACCCAUACCCCCUUGGUGUCUGCAGCAGCAACAGACGUGCAGCUGACGGUGGGGGGUGCUCGGCCAUUCUUCAUGCGGACCAUCCCUAACGACGGAGUCGACAUGCAAGCCAUAGCCGGUAAGACAGCCAUAGCCGAUGAGGUGGUGUAUGCAGAUGAGGGGGUGUAUGCAGAUGAGGUGGUGUAUGCAGAUGAGGUGGUGUAUGCAGAUGAGGGGGUGUAUGCAGAUGAGGUGGUGUAUGCAGAUGAGGUGGUGUAUGCAGAUGAGGUGGUGUAUGCAGAUGAGGUGGUGUAUGCAGAUGAGGUGGUGUAUGCAGAUGAGGUGGUGUAUGCAGAUGAGGGGGUGUAUGCAGAUGAGGUGGUGUAUGCAGAUGAGGUGGUGUAUGCAGAUGAGGUGGUGUAUGCAGAUGAGGUGGUGUAUGCAGAUGAGGUGGUGUAUGCAGAUGAGGUGGUGUAUGCAGAUGAGGUGGUGUAUGCAGAUGAGGUGGUGUAUGCAGAUGAGGUGGUGUAUGCAGAUGAGGUGGUGUAUGCAGAUGAGGUGGUGUAUGCAGAUGAGGUGGUGUAUGCAGAUGAGGUGGUGUAUGCAGAUGAGGUGGUGUAUGCAGAUGAGGUGGUGUAUGCAGAUGAGGUGGUGUAUGCAGAUGAGGUGGUGUAUGCAGAUGAGGUGGUGUAUGCAGAUGAGGGGGUGUAUGCAGAUGAGGUGGUGUAUGCAGAUGAGGUGGUGUAUGCAGAUGAGGUGGUGUAUGCAGAUGAGGUGGUGUAUGCAGAUGAGGUGGUGUAUGCAGAUGAGGUGGUGUAUGCAGAUGAGGGGGUGUAUGCAGAUGAGGUGGUGUAUGCAGAUGAGGGGGUGUAUGCAGAUGAGGUGGUGUAUGCAGAUGAGGUGGUGUAUGCAGAUGAGGUGGUGUAUGCAGAUGAGGUGGUGUAUGCAGAUGAGGUGGUGUAUGCAGAUGAGGUGGUGUAUGCAGAUGAGGUGGUGUAUGCAGAUGAGGUGGUGUAUGCAGAUGAGGGGGUGUAUGCAGAAGAGGUGGUGUAUGCAGAUGAGGUGGUGUAUGCAGAUGAGGGGGUGUAUGCAGAUGAGGUGGUGUAUGCAGAUGAGGUGGUGUAUGCAGAUGAGGUGGUGUAUGCAGAUGAGGUGGUGUAUGCAGAUGAGGUGGUGUAUGCAGAUGAGGUGGUGUAUGCAGAUGAGGGGGUGUAUGCAGAUGAGGGGGUGUAUGCAGAUGAGGUGGUGUAUGCAGAUGAGGUGGUGUAUGCAGAUGAGGUGGUGUAUGCAGAUGAGGUGGUGUAUGCAGAUGAGGUGGUGUAUGCAGAUGAGGUGGUGUAUGCAGAUGAGGGGGUGUAUGCAGAUGAGGUGGUGUAUGCAGAUGAGGGGGUGUAUGCAGAUGAGGUGGUGUAUGCAGAUGAGGUGGUGUAUGCAGAUGAGGUGGUGUAUGCAGAUGAGGUGGUGUAUGCAGAUGAGGUGGUGUAUGCAGAUGAGGUGGUGUAUGCAGAUGAGGUGGUGUAUGCAGAUGAGGUGGUGUAUGCAGAUGAGGUGGUGUAUGCAGAUGAGGUGGUGUAUGCAGAUGAGGUGGUGUAUGCAGAUGAGGUGGUGUAUGCAGAUGAGGUGGUGUAUGCAGAUGAGGUGGUGUAUGCAGAUGAGGUGGUGUAUGCAGAUGAGGGGGUGUAUGCAGAUGAGGUGGUGUAUGCAGAUGAGGUGGUGUAUGCAGAUGAGGUGGUGUAUGCAGAUGAGGUGGUGUAUGCAGAUGAGGUGGUGUAUGCAGAUGAGGUGGUGUAUGCAGAUGAGGUGGUGUAUGCAGAUGAGGUGGUGUAUGCAGAUGAGGUGGUGUAUGCAGAUGAGGUGGUGUAUGCAGAUGAGGUGGUGUAUGCAGAUGAGGUGGUGUAUGCAGAUGAGGUGGUGUAUGCAGAUGAGGUGGUGUAUGCAGAUGAGGUGGUGUAUGCAGAUGAGGUGGUGUAUGCAGAUGAGGUGGUGUAUGCAGAUGAGGGGGUGUAUGCAGAUGAGGUGGUGUAUGCAGAUGAGGGGGUGUAUGCAGAUGAGGUGGUGUAUGCAGAUGAGGUGGUGUAUGCAGAUGAGGUGGUGUAUGCAGAUGAGGUGGUGUAUGCAGAUGAGGUGGUGUAUGCAGAUGAGGGGGUGUAUGCAGAUGAGGUGGUGUAUGCAGAUGAGGUGGUGUAUGCAGAUGAGGGGGUGUAUGCAGAUGAGGUGGUGUAUGCAGAUGAGGUGGUGUAUGCAGAUGAGGUGGUGUAUGCAGAUGAGGUGGUGUAUGCAGAUGAGGUGGUGUAUGCAGAUGAGGGGGUGUAUGCAGAUGAGGUGGUGUAUGCAGAUGAGGGGGUGUAUGCAGAUGAGGUGGUGUAUGCAGAUGAGGUGGUGUAUGCAGAUGAGGUGGUGUAUGCAGAUGAGGUGGUGUAUGCAGAUGAGGUGGUGUAUGCAGAUGAGGGGGUGUAUGCAGAUGAGGUGGUGUAUGCAGAUGAGGUGGUGUAUGCAGAUGAGGUGGUGUAUGCAGAUGAGGUGGUGUAUGCAGAUGAGGUGGUGUAUGCAGAUGAGGUGGUGUAUGCAGAUGAGGUGGUGUAUGCAGAUGAGGUGGUGUAUGCAGAUGAGGUGGUGUAUGCAGAUGAGGUGGUGUAUGCAGAUGAGGUGGUGUAUGCAGAUGAGGUGGUGUAUGCAGAUGAGGUGGUGUAUGCAGAUGAGGUGGUGUAUGCAGAUGAGGUGGUGUAUGCAGAUGAGGUGGUGUAUGCAGAUGAGGUGGUGUAUGCAGAUGAGGUGGUGUAUGCAGAUGAGGUGGUGUAUGCAGAUGAGGUGGUGUAUGCAGAUGAGGUGGUGUAUGCAGAUGAGGUGGUGUAUGCAGAUGAGGUGGUGUAUGCAGAUGAGGUGGUGUAUGCAGAUGAGGUGGUGUAUGCAGAUGAGGUGGUGUAUGCAGAUGAGGUGGUGUAUGCAGAUGAGGUGGUGUAUGCAGAUGAGGUGGUGUAUGCAGAUGAGGUGGUGUAUGCAGAUGAGGUGGUGUAUGCAGAUGAGGUGGUGUAUGCAGAUGAGGUGGUGUAUGCAGAUGAGGUGGUGUAUGCAGAUGAGGUGGUGUAUGCAGAUGAGGUGGUGUAUGCAGAUGAGGUGGUGUAUGCAGAUGAGGUGGUGUAUGCAGAUGAGGUGGUGUAUGCAGAUGAGGUGGUGUAUGCAGAUGAGGUGGUGUAUGCAGAUGAGGUGGUGUAUGCAGAUGAGGUGGUGUAUGCAGAUGAGGUGGUGUAUGCAGAUGAGGUGGUGUAUGCAGAUGAGGUGGUGUAUGCAGAUGAGGUGGUGUAUGCAGAUGAGGUGGUGUAUGCAGAUGAGGUGGUGUAUGCAGAUGAGGUGGUGUAUGCAGAUGAGGUGGUGUAUGCAGAUGAGGUGGUGUAUGCAGAUGAGGUGGUGUAUGCAGAUGAGGUGGUGUAUGCAGAUGAGGUGGUGUAUGCAGAUGAGGUGGUGUAUGCAGAUGAGGUGGUGUAUGCAGAUGAGGUGGUGUAUGCAGAUGAGGUGGUGUAUGCAGAUGAGGUGGUGUAUGCAGAUGAGGUGGUGUAUGCAGAUGAGGUGGUGUAUGCAGAUGAGGUGGUGUAUGCAGAUGAGGUGGUGUAUGCAGAUGAGGUGGUGUAUGCAGAUGAGGUGGUGUAUGCAGAUGAGGUGGUGUAUGCAGAUGAGGUGGUGUAUGCAGAUGAGGUGGUGUAUGCAGAUGAGGUGGUGUAUGCAGAUGAGGUGGUGUAUGCAGAUGAGGUGGUGUAUGCAGAUGAGGUGGUGUAUGCAGAUGAGGUGGUGUAUGCAGAUGAGGUGGUGUAUGCAGAUGAGGUGGUGUAUGCAGAUGAGGUGGUGUAUGCAGAUGAGGUGGUGUAUGCAGAUGAGGUGGUGUAUGCAGAUGAGGUGGUGUAUGCAGAUGAGGUGGUGUAUGCAGAUGAGGUGGUGUAUGCAGAUGAGGUGGUGUAUGCAGAUGAGGUGGUGUAUGCAGAUGAGGUGGUGUAUGCAGAUGAGGUGGUGUAUGCAGAUGAGGUGGUGUAUGCAGAUGAGGUGGUGUAUGCAGAUGAGGUGGUGUAUGCAGAUGAGGUGGUGUAUGCAGAUGAGGUGGUGUAUGCAGAUGAGGUGGUGUAUGCAGAUGAGGUGGUGUAUGCAGAUGAGGUGGUGUAUGCAGAUGAGGUGGUGUAUGCAGAUGAGGUGGUGUAUGCAGAUGAGGUGGUGUAUGCAGAUGAGGUGGUGUAUGCAGAUGAGGUGGUGUAUGCAGAUGAGGUGGUGUAUGCAGAUGAGGUGGUGUAUGCAGAUGAGGUGGUGUAUGCAGAUGAGGUGGUGUAUGCAGAUGAGGUGGUGUAUGCAGAUGAGGUGGUGUAUGCAGAUGAGGUGGUGUAUGCAGAUGAGGUGGUGUAUGCAGAUGAGGUGGUGUAUGCAGAUGAGGUGGUGUAUGCAGAUGAGGUGGUGUAUGCAGAUGAGGUGGUGUAUGCAGAUGAGGUGGUGUAUGCAGAUGAGGUGGUGUAUGCAGAUGAGGUGGUGUAUGCAGAUGAGGUGGUGUAUGCAGAUGAGGUGGUGUAUGCAGAUGAGGUGGUGUAUGCAGAUGAGGUGGUGUAUGCAGAUGAGGUGGUGUAUGCAGAUGAGGUGGUGUAUGCAGAUGAGGUGGUGUAUGCAGAUGAGGUGGUGUAUGCAGAUGAGGUGGUGUAUGCAGAUGUGCUGGCGGUGACCCCUGUUUUCUCUCUCCUGUUUUCUCUCCCCUGUUUUCUCUCUCCUGUUUUCUCUCUCCUGUUUUCUCUCACCUGUUUUCUCUCUCCUGUUUUCUCUCUCCUGUUUUCUCUCUCCUGCUUUCUCUCUCCUGUUUUCUCUCUCCUGCUUCAUGCUGGCAGCGCUGCUGCUGCGCUACAAGUGGAGGCAGUUCGUGGCAGUCUACACGGACAACCGCUUUGGCCGCAACGGCAUCACCGCACUCAUGACCUACCUCCUCGAAACAAAGCUGAUGACGUGGCACAGGCCCUCGCUGCCAGCAAGGCAGUGGACUCUUCGGUUUAUGUGCUACACGCCUCCUCUACCAUGUCUGCUCUCAUACUCAAUACAGCGAGCAAGCUGGGCAUGAUAGGGAAGAACUACUUGUGGAUCGCAUCAGAGGGGAUUUAUAUUCCUCCCGCCUAUCCUUGCCUCUUUCACUCCACCCCUAUUCCAGCGAGCAAGCUGGGCAUGAUAGGGAAGAACUACGUGUGGAUCGCAUCAGAGGGGGCUGCUCAAGCCAACACCUCCACACUGCAGAGUGCAGAGGGUCUGAUAAUCACAGCAUCCUAUCACCCGCCAUCGCAGCGCCUGUUGGCCUUCAAGCAGCGGUGGAAGCAGCUGAGUCCACAGCAGUUCCCAGGGGCAGCUGAAGAGGACCCUAAGACCUACAGCCUUGCAGCCUACGAUGCUGCUUACCUCAUCUCCCUCGCCCUGCACUCCCUGCUGCAACACAACAGAACCACCGCCAGCAGGCAAGGGGCCGAGGCGGGUGGUGGGCUCAUUCCGCUGCUGCAGAACCUGCAGCGAAACUCAGUGGGCCCGGCACUCCGUCAAGCCAUCCUCAACACAACCUUCGAAGGCCUCACAGGAAGGGUCUCCCUCAACCCACACGGUGAUCUGCAAGCCGAUGUCAUCGAGGUGCUCAACGUGGUGAACGCUACGGCCACGAGGGUUGGCUUCUGGACUCCCGCCUGGCAGCUCACGCGCUCUUUAAAGCUCAAUGUGGUGAACGCUACGGCCACGAGGGUUGGCUUCUGGACGCCUGCCUGGCAGCUCACGCGCUCUCUAAAGCGGCCAUCCAAGAACCAGCAAGAGGCACUCAACAUAGUGUUUCCGGGUGGGGUGACACAAGUCUACAAGCAGUUUGUCAACAUCUCCAAGGGAGAGGACAAAGAGCGCUUCUCAGGGUUCUGCAUCGACGUUUUCCACGCAGCUGUGGCCAUGCUGCCGUACCCGCUCGACUAUGAGUUUGUGCAGUAUGGCGAGGAGAACGUCUCCCCCAGCUACAACCAGAUGGUGCUGGCUGUGGCGGACAAGGUGGGUGCCGGCUGUAGCAGGCAAGGUCUGGGGAUAAUGGGGUACGCAAAGGAGAAUUCAAGUCCCUGGCUGGCGUUCCAGCCGUUCACAGCGAGCAUGUGGGGAGUGACUAUGGCGCUGUGCGUGCUAGCAGGGCUCAUCACCUCGUUCCUGGACGAGCAGUCUAAUGAGGCCUUCCGAGAGAAACUGCAUCAGCGCCUGCAGAACGCCGCGUGGUUCGGCCUGCAAACGCUCUACGCCAUCCUGGAGUACCCUGUUCGCACCUCCCUCGCCCGGCUCUUUGUCAUCGUGUUUCUCAUCAUCGGCUACCUUAUAGUCACCAUGUACACGGCGAACCUCACGUCUAUUGUCACAGUCGACCGGCUCAAACCCUCCGCAAUGACCUUUCGAAGCCUGCCUCAUCCCAUCCCACCGCAUCCCACACGGCCCCACCACCAGGACAUUGGUUCCGCCGCCUCGACCUCAUCCCCCAUUGGCUACCAGCUGGGGUCAUUCGUCAAUGCGUACCUGCAGCAGAUGGGCAUUCCUGCGAACCGUCUGGUGGCACUCAAUAACGAGGAUGAGUAUGCACAGGCGCUGACCUCCGGCCGGGUGGGGGUGAUAGUGGAUGAGAACCCCUACCUCGAGCUCUUCUCCCUCGACUUCUGUGACGUCGCCCUCGCGCCUCAGCCCUUCUCGCUGCUGAACCUUGCGUUUGUAAGCACUCUUUGCAAUGCCUUCCCCAAGGGCUCUCAGCUGGGCUUGGACGUCUCACAGGCGAUAGUGCAGCUGUCAAUGUCCGGCAAGCUGCAGCAGCUGCGGGAGAAACACUUCACUGGGAUCAACGGCUCUUGCACCCAACCCAGCAGCAGCAGCAGCAACAGCCGCAGCGGUAUAUCCUCCUCUUCCUCCUCCUCCUCCUCCUCCUCCUCCUCCUCCUCCUCCUCCUCCUCCUCCUCCUCCUCCUCGAUUUCCUCGCUGGCGGCAGACUCAGCAGUGCAGCUGUCGAUGCAGAAGUUCCUUGGGCUGUAUAUCAUCUUUGGUGCUGUGUCGUUGGGCUGCUGCGUGCUCUACGUGUUGCUCCUCAUUCACCGCGGUUACCGCGCCAGCAGAGAGGCUGCGCGCCUGCAGGACGCUCAGAACCAAGCUGAGAUCCAACGGCUCGUGUUUGAUCAUCAUCCGUUGCACACAGGAUCUGACGGCCCGGAUGGAGCCGAUCCCACAUGGGCAGUUCCAGGUGGGGGGGUGGCAUUGAGAAGGCACGAGUGGGCAGGAGGUGGCAACUGGGGUGGGGAGCAUUCGGAACGGGAAGACCUGUUUGUGUUUGGUAGUAUUGCUGCCACACUCAGUGGCAGGGGUAGCAGCAGUGGCAGCGGGGGUAUUGAGACGGGUCGGAAAGGAAUUGGUGGGAGUAGUAGUAGCAGCAGUGACAGAAGAGUGGAAGAGUCUCAGAGUAGCUUUGGCAAAGCGAACAGCAGCAGCGGGUGCAGUGUCCCUUUUGUUGCAGUGGGUCAGCCAAGCUUGACACGGGUUGCUGAGGAGGGAGAAGAUGCGGAGGAGGAGGUGGAGGAGGAGGAGAAGGUGGAGGAGGGUGAGGAUGAGCAAGGGAGGGAGUUAGCUGUGAGGAGCCGGGGAGGAGAGGAAGGUGAAGGAGAGGGAGCAGAGGGGGUAAGUGCUUGGCUGUGGAAGAGGAGAGAGCGAGGAGUAGGGGCGUUCGAGCAGGGGUUGGAGGGAUUGGAGUCCAGGAGGCUGCUGGAAGAGGAGUGGGCAGAGAGAUCUGACGUGGAGGCAGAGGGAGGAAGGGAAGACGGAUGGAGUGGUGGGGUAAGGGGAGGGGGAGAGGAGAGGAGGGAGGGCAGGGACGAAGGGCACCUGACUGCUCCAUCGAUCCCCAAACCAAUAUCAGCAUCUCAAUCCGCUCCUCGCCUCGGUUCAAACUCAGACCGCCUUGUUCGUAGCCGCCUGCCUUCCCCACCCUUCCACCUCAUGCCAAACCAGCACAACAGCAGUACACCAGCAUCUCAGCGUAACUCCGAUGGAGCUUUCCUCUCUUGCCCUCCGGAGAGCAUCAGCACGUCUUUUGAGGCGCCUCAAAAGAGCCAUAGCAGUGAUUGGGCGUGCACAGGAGAGCAGGACUGCAGACCGAUGCUCUCAGCGUUCCAUCAUUCCACCUCCUUCAAGGCUGUAUCUCUGCCUGCCUCUCCCUCCGCUUCCCCCUCCGUCUCUCCCUCUGCAUGUCCCACGGCAACUGGUGCUUCCACAUCAGCUUCUACUUCGUUCCUCUCUGUGCCAUCGUCUCUCCUCUCAGCAUCACCCUCUUCCCUAGCCGCUGCAGCACCAGCUGCAGCAAAAGCCCUGGGCACAGCCGUGCGUGCCGAACCUGGGUCAAAAACACCAGGCAGGGGUGUGCGAGUUGACGCGGGACUCAAAGCACUGAGCAAGAGCAUGGGGGCCGACACGGGGUUGAAAGCGGUGACAACGCUGAGCAAAUCGGUGGUGUCGGGUUCACAGAAGGGCCUGCUGUCGCUUCAGCAGACGGUUAACACCCUUGUUGAUAAGUACAACAGGGGGCAGCAGUGGAGCAAGGACAGGAACCUGACAGGCAGCUCACACGCAGCACAAUCUGCAGCAGCACCACAUGCAGCACCGGUUGCAGCAGCACAUGCAGCACCAGUUGCAGCAGCACAGGCGGCAGGACAGAGCAGGCGAAGAGGAGGCUCCCCCUCCUCCUCCCUGGGUCCUCCUCAGCUCUCUCCUGGAUUCAACGUGUCGAGCCAAGGGCUGCGGACAGCAGGGCAGCAGCAGCAUCGCAGAACCUCCUCCGCUGGGGAUGUAAAUAUGAUCCACAACAACGCCAAUCGCGUCUCGCCACGUCAGCGCCUCGCCCGAUCACCCGAUGACCGCUCUCCCUUACACCUCUCACUCCGUGGCAGCUCUCAGCAGCAGCAGGGCCGUGUGAUCCAGCCCAGCAUCGAGCAGCAGAGUCCCCGCGUUCUCUCCCAGCAGAUGCAUGCCGCACACAGCAGCAAGCGGCAGACCUCUGGCCCUAACAGCAGCGGCAGGAGUUGGAGAAGCAGCGCGGAGACAGCCAGACAGCUGCGGGCAGCAGUGACUUCUGAGGCGCCUCAAGGAGCGUCUGGGUUUACCAGGGGUGGCAGGAGCUGGAGGAGCAAUGCAGAGACAGUGAGGCAGCUGCGGAUGGUGGGAGGGGAGGGCAGGCAGCAGCAUGUGCCGUGGAGCAGGAGGGUGGGCCAAGAGGUGCCUCACAGGCCGUGGCACAGGAGAGCUGCUUCGGGCGAUGCUGGUUCUGCUCCAAACUUCUUUGACAGGUGCGUGCACUGA